Molecule: messenger RNA, 2870 nt
Organism: Macrosteles quadrilineatus (aster leafhopper)
Lineage: Eukaryota; Metazoa; Arthropoda; Insecta; Hemiptera; Cicadellidae
Product: longitudinals lacking protein, isoforms F/I/K/T-like
Exons: 3
Coding region: 400-1455 (351 amino acids)
Source: RefSeq, a predicted model, not a curated record
UAAUCUUUGAUGCUAGCGAGGAUUUUGCGAGUAAUUUUAGAAUCCUUGCGAGGAAAAUCGAGGAUUUCCGUCGUUUCGUGCGGGGAAAAUCAAAGAGGUUGGUUGGCAACACUGUUUACGUUACAGUUUGUUUUUGUUUUCGUUUGAGAAUUCAAUUAAUAGCUCUAGCUCCUGCUCCUGUGCUGUGCUUGUUUUGGUAGUUGGUGUUCUUCGUUGAUCCCUUCUUGCAAAUAUUUAACGGUUGAUUUCUUUUAAAACCAGCUAUAUCUAAAUUAUUUUUCUUUUGAAUGCAACAGUGGAUGUUAUUUUUGCCGUGUUAUAUACCACAAUGAACGUGAGCUGUGAUCUGUAUUACAAUACAGUUUUUAGGUUAAGUGCAGUGUUAUAUGACUAUCUGGAAUGCAGUUUUGGGAUACAGUUUCCUCAUCAGCAUUAUUAACAUUACAUUCAGACAAGCCCACUCAAGUAAAAUCUUUGGGGAAAUCUGUCGAGAUUAUCAAAAUUAGGAAGACAAAUUCUACAAGUAAAACACCACAUCAGGAAGUGCAAAAAACCACCGGACCAAGAUCUAAAGAAAAUCUGGACGAGGAAGCCAUAGCUGAAGCCAUCAAACUUGCGACACAAAGUGAAUCUGAAACAAGCAAAUUGUUGAAAGAAGUCUCCGAAGAGAUUGAAGAAUCCAUUAAAAAAGUAUUUGUUACUUUAAAUGACCAGCAAGAAGUUGUUGUGGUCAUUGAUGAUCAAAACAGAGUGAUUCAAGAACUUCCAACUUUGCAGUCCAUUGAAGCUGUAGCAGUAGACCAAGAUGAACUUGUAAGAACAGUAGCUCAAGAAGUUGACGUGGCUACAGAAGAAUUAACAACAAUCGACCAAAGUGCUAUAGAAGUAAGCCAGUCCUUCACUCUUGUUCCAAAAGAAGAAUUAACAACAAUCGACCAAAGUGCUAUAGAAGUAAGCCAGUCCUUCACUCUUGUUCCCAAAAAAAAGGGAAGAAAAUCAGGAAGCUUAAACACAGACGAUUACAAGUUUGACAGUGAAACAAACAAAUAUACUUGUAAAAAAUGUGGUAAAAACUACACAAAAAAACAAAGCAUUGUUAUUCACACUCAUCAAUGUGGAAAAUCUCAGAACAUCCAAACACCCCGUCAAAGUAAGCAGAAAGGUGAUGGUAAAAGCAAAACAUCUAAGAGGUCAAAAAUUCCUCCUCUCGAAGAAAGUGUUGCCAGAUUGUUUACUUUUGAUGAAGUAAACAAUCAGUGGGCGUGUAAGAAUUGCAACAAAACUUGCAAAUCGAAACAGUCUGUAAACACCCACAAAAUAAAGUGUGGAAACCAGAUGAAGAAGUGUUUGUAUUGUGAAUAUGUAGGACGAAGCCCAACUGCCGUCAGAGUUCAUAUGAUGAAUCAGCACAAGAUAAUUCCGCGUUUGAAUGAAGAUGGCACUUGGAUCUAUUAAAACUCAUAAAACAGAAUGUGUAUUUAUUUUACAAGAUUAGAUCAUAUUUAUUUGACACUUACACAUGAAAAAUGUGUUAAGCAUUGGUCAAAAUCACAGAUAGUUAGGUUUCUGGGAUUAUAAAUAUUCAAAUAAUGCCAACUACAGUAGAGUCUUGAUUAUCCGAUCUUCGGUUAACUGAGUCCUUAGAUGGACACACUGUAAACCUCUGUUUCAAGAACUAAACAUUCUCACACUUCCGUCUCUCUUUAUAUUGGAAUCCGCAUUGCUCGUUUUAAGAAGAAUCCCAAUAUUUUUGUAACUAACAGCAUGGUCCACAAUUAAAAUACAAGAAAAGCAACAAAUCCACAUGUACCUCAAGUAAAAUCCACAAUUGCAAGCAAGAGCCCUUACUUCAAUAAUAUAAAAAUUUACAAUAAAUUGCCUCAGUACAUCAUGCAAGAGCCUUCUAUCAACAAUUUCACCUGCUAAAAACAGAUUUAAGUCAAGCGGCCUACUACAGUGUUAAUAAAAUAUAUGUCCAGGCCAUGUGAAUCCCUGAAGACGAAAUGAAUCCAUACAUACAUUAAUAGCAAGAAAAGUAUAAAACCUUACGACCACGUCGCUGAUGCGAUACACUCCAAGUAUCCAAGUAACUUUUCAACAAAUUUCAAAAUGUCUGACCGUAUUGUCUGUCCUUGCCACUUAACCUAUCUUGCUGCAGCUAGUUCAGGUUAAAUAAUCAAGAUUCUAUUGUAGGUCAAGGCCUUUUGUUUAUAUUACAAUUGAUACAUUUUUUACUAUCACUGUGGAUUUAAAUAGUAUAUGGUACUCCAUAUAAUUAUUUUGUAGCAUUUAUUUUCGUUAAUUUGUUUAUGUCUUGUUUUAAAACGUAUUUUAUUUUCUGUACUUGUGUUUGGUUGAAUGCCUGGGGGGAGGGGGUAUUAAAAGUUGUAAAUAAGAUAGCUGUUUGAAUUCUCAUCUUAAAAAUGCCCAUCUAUUGUAAUAUAAAUAAUAAUAAAAAAUAUCAUCCAUAUUUCUUGCAACUUGGUUCAGAGGGGUUUCUUCUUGAAAUUAAAUCAUCAACCUAAAUAAUUAAAGCAAUCUACGGUACUAACCACUCAGUAUCAUAUGUUAUUAUUUAAUUAUGACUAAAAGUUGUAUGUAGAGUAAGUAACUUGCAAAUUUUAUGCUUACUUGAAAAUGUGUGGUUAUCUUAGAUCAGGUUAGUUGUAAAUAUUUGAUCUAGUACUAGCUUAAUUCUUUGUAUCUAAGAUCGGCUUUUUAUAUUUUUCAUGGAACAUUAUUAUUUAUUAUGGUUUUGGAUAUUUUCAGUAGUAGCCUAGAUAAGUUAGUAAUUUUAGAGAUUUAGGUAUAAGGUAUUAAUAUAUUUAAUUAAUCCUUUAGCUAUUUGAAAAGUGAUUAUAACUUUUUCA